AUGCGCGCCGGGCUCACGCUCUUCGACAAGAUCUUCCGGGACCACGUCGUCUCCGAGGACGACGGCGGCGCGGCGCUCAUCUACAUCGACCGCCACCUCGUCCACGAGGUGACGAGCCCCCAGGCCUUCGAGGGCCUCCGGCUCGCGGGCCGGCCCGUGCGGCGCCCCGACUGCACGCUCGCGACCGUCGACCACAACGUGCCGACGUCGAACCGGGACUCGUUCCACAGCGGCACGGAGAGCGUCGACACGUUCCUCGAGGACGUGGCGUCGCGGACGCAGGUCCUCGCGCUCGAGGAGAACGUCGCGGAUUUCGGCGUCAAGUACUUCGGCAUGAGCGACAAGCGGCAGGGCAUCGUCCACAUCAUCGGCCCCGAGCAGGGCUUCACGCUGCCCGGGACGACCUGCGUCUGCGGCGACUCGCACACGGCGACGCACGGCGCCUUCGGCGCGCUCGCGUUCGGCAUCGGCACGUCCGAGGUCGAGCACGUCCUCGCGACGCAGACGCUGCCCCAGAAGAAGGUGAAGAACAUGCUCGUGCGCGUCGACGGCCCGUUGCGGCCCGGCGUGACGUCCAAGGACAUCGUGCUCCACGUCUGCGGCGAGAUCGGCACCGCGGGCGGCACGGGCUGCGCGAUCGAGUUCGCCGGCGAGGCGAUCCGCGGCCUCACGAUGGAGGGCCGCAUGUCCAUCUCGAACAUGGCCAUCGAGGCCGGCGCGCGCGCGGGCCUCAUCGCCCCGGACCAGGUCACCUACGACUACCUCGAGGGCCGGCCCAUGUGCCCGACGGGCGCGGAGUGGGACGCGGCCGUCGCAUACUGGGACACGCUCGGGAGCGACGCGGACGCGGCCUACGACACGACGGUCAUCAUCGACGCCAAGGACAUCGCGCCGACCGUGACCUGGGGCACGUCGCCCCAGGACACGGCGCCCAUCACGGCCGUCGUGCCCGACCCCGCGGACGCGGCCGACGCGCCGCGCAAGGCGGCCAUGGAGCGGUCCCUGGCCUACAUGGGCCUCGAGCCGGGCACGAAGCUCGCCGACGUGCCCGUGGACAUGGUCUUCAUCGGGUCCUGCACGAACGGCCGCAUCGAGGACAUGCGCGCCGUCGCGGCCGUCGCCGAGGGCCGGAAAGUCGCCGCGAACGUCGAGCGCGCGAUGGUCGUCCCCGGCAGCGGCCUCGUCAAGGAGCAGGCCGAGGCCGAGGGUUUGGACAAGAUCCUCGAGGCCGCGGGCUUCGAGUGGCGCGAGCCGGGCUGCUCCAUGUGCCUCGCGAUGAACCCGGACAAGCUCAAGCCCCAGGAGCGGUGCGCGUCGACGUCGAACCGCAACUUCGAGGGCCGCCAGGGCAACGGCGGCCGCACGCACCUCAUGUCGCCCAUCAUGGCCGCCGCCGCCGCCGUGACGGGCACGCUCACGGACGUCCGCGAUUUGCUCGGCGACGUCGAGAACGGGUCCUUCGAGGCGCCGCCCGAGGCCACGCCGACGAUCGACGCCUUCUUCGCCGACGCCACGGCCUCGACGGGCCCCCAGAUCAACGCCGACGCCACGGCCGGCGGCGGCGACGGCGACGCGGCCGCGGGCGGCGGCAUGACGCCGUUCGUGACGCUCACGGGCCUCGCGGCGCCGCUCGACAUCCAGAACAUCGACACGGACAUGAUCAUCCCCAAGGAGUUCCUCAAGACCAUCAAGCGCAGCGGCCUCGGCUUCGCGGCCUUCGCGGAGCUGCGCUACGAGAACCCGGACGUCGUCGCGACGGCCGGCACGCCGGACGUCGCCGUGGACCGCGCGGACUUCGUGCUCAACCAGGCGCCCUGGCAGGGCGCGGCGAACAUACUGGUGGCCGGCGACAACUUUGGGUGCGGCUCGUCGCGCGAGCACGCGCCCUGGUCCAUCAACGACAUGGGCAUCCGGUCGAUCAUCUCGACGUCGUUCGCCGACAUCUUCUACAACAACUGCUUCAAGAACGGCAUGCUCCCCAUCAUCCUCCCCCGCGACGCCGUCGAGGACCUCCUCGACGCCGCCGCCAAGUGCGAGCAGCUCACCGUCGACCUCCCGUCGCAGACGGUGUCGCGCGCGGACGGCACGGGCGCGACGUACUCGUUCGACGUCGACCCCUUCCGCAAGAACAACCUCCUCAAGGGCCUCGACGACAUCGGCCUCACCAUCGCCAACAACGCCGACGACAUCGCCAAGUUCGAGGACAAACGCUCCCGCGUCUGGCCCUGGCUCGACGGCGCGACGACGCGCGUGCCGGACAACAUGCCCGUGCCGCUCGCCGCGUCCGCGCAGGAGCUCCAGGCCAGCCGGUGA
Molecule: messenger RNA, 2313 nt
Organism: Aureococcus anophagefferens
Lineage: Eukaryota; Pelagophyceae; Pelagomonadales; Pelagomonadaceae
Exons: 1
Coding region: 1-2313 (770 amino acids)
Biological process (GO): L-leucine biosynthetic process
Cellular component (GO): 3-isopropylmalate dehydratase complex
Molecular function (GO): 4 iron, 4 sulfur cluster binding; 3-isopropylmalate dehydratase activity
Source: RefSeq, a predicted model, not a curated record